This is a messenger RNA of Panicum hallii, 1039 nucleotides long. Its product is annotated as glycine, alanine and asparagine-rich protein. The coding region runs from base 85 to 618 and encodes 177 amino acids. NCBI's taxonomy places the organism in Eukaryota, Viridiplantae, Streptophyta, Magnoliopsida, Poales, Poaceae. The record is from RefSeq and is a predicted model, not a curated record. The transcript has a single exon.
CCCCCCCGGCGUGUCCCUUCCACUACGCAACCCCCGCAUCCGCGCGCGCGAGCCGCCCCCACUAGCGCGUCGCCCACGCCGCCCAUGGAGAUCUCCGCCUCCGCCGCGGCGGCCACCUCCUGCCGGCCGCCCAGGCCGCUGCUCCUCCGCCCGAUCGCCUCGUCGUCGCCCCACCCCGCCACCACUUCCUCCUCCGCCACCGUCCGCCGCCGCCCGGCCACCUACUCGGCCACCGCCACGGUCCGCCGCCGCGCGCGCACCCGCCCGCGCACGGGGCGCUCCAAGCUCCCCGCCGACGCCGGCGGCGACUACUUCUCCGGAGACGACGGCGGCCCUGGAUUCGGAGCAUCCGGCGGCGGCAGCGGGGGACGAGGAGGAGGAGGAGGAGGGCGGUGGAGCUGGAACAGCGGCUUCGGGUCCGGGUCGGGCGGCCCCGGCGACUGGGAGCCCGACGUCCCCGCGCCCCGGAGGUCCGCAGCGGAGGCGGCGCUCGGGGUCGUCUACGAGCUCAUGUGCCUCAUCGCACUCUCCAACUGCACCCAGUUCGCCGUCCGCAGGCUCGCUGGCCUCCUCGCCGCGCGCGUCGCCGCGCUGCGGUUCAUCACCGCCGUCUGCUGAUCGCCCGUGGGGUUUGGUUUGCUACCUCUUCCGCCCGCCCGCCCGCCUGCCUGCCUGGAAACCGCUUCUGUAUAUAUGUAUGUGUCCGCCCCUGUGAUUUUAGGAGGUUUGGACCUUUGGGGGUUCAGGAUCUCCGCCUCUUCCUUGGUGCGCGCUUCGAGCGAUGAUGCCGGGAAAGGCAACAAAAUUCGUCGAAUUGAAAUGGAAGAACAAAUAAACAAGAACUUUUUUUUUCCAUUUGUUAUUGGACUCAAGAUCGAUUGCUUGACGCAAAUUAUGGUAGGAUGCAGCGUGAUGCAAUCUGCUGCUUGUGUAUAUUAGUUUGCUGUAAAUCAAAUUUCAGGAUACUGCUGCUGUUCAAGGUGUGCCUGAAAUGUUGCCUAUAUUAAAUUCUUUAGAAAUCAAAUGGCAAUUUAGUUGA